Otolemur garnettii (small-eared galago) is the source of this 2401-nucleotide messenger RNA. RefSeq names its product transmembrane protein 132B (gene TMEM132B). The coding region runs from base 91 to 1866 and encodes 591 amino acids. NCBI's taxonomy places the organism in Eukaryota, Metazoa, Chordata, Mammalia, Primates, Galagidae. The record is from RefSeq and is a predicted model, not a curated record. The transcript has 5 exons.
CUGGGCACUGAUUUGCUGGGUCUCUCUCUGCAAAUCUCCACUUUGAUAGUUUCCAACACCUGUGAUUCCGUUUUUGUGAAUGGGAAGGAAAUGAAGAGCAAAGUGGACACGAUCGUGAACUUCACCCACCAGCACUUCACCUCCCAGUUCGAGGUCACUGUCUGGGCGCCCAGGCUUCCCCUGCAGAUUGAGAUCUCAGACACGGAGCUGAGCCAGAUCAAGGGCUGGAGGAUCCCAGUGGCCUCCAACAGAAGGCCCACGCGAGACAGUGAGGAUGAGGAAGAGGAGGAGAAGAAGGGGCGCGGGUGUUCUCUGCAGUACCAACACGCCACGGUGCGCGUCCUCACCCAGUUUGUGGCUGAGUCACCUGACGUAGGCCAGCUGACCUACAUGCUUGGCCCUGACUGGCAGUUCGACAUCACCGACCUGGUUACUGAGUUCAUGAAGGUGGAGGAGUCGAAAGUCGCUCAUUUACAGGACGGCAGGACCCUGGCGGGUCGGGAGCCGGGAAUAACCACUGUGCAGGUGCUCUCACCACUCUCUGACUCCAUCCUGGCUGAGAAGACAGUGAUUGUCCUGGAUGACCGAGUCACCAUCACAGAGCUGGGUGUGCAGCUGGUGGCUGGCGUGUCACUCUCCCUGCACCCUCACAGAGCAGACAAAAGGGCCAUCGUCUCAAUGGCAGCUGCCCAGGACGUCCUUCAGUUCCCUCAGCAGGAAGCAAUAGUUAGUUCUUGGAUUUUGUUCAGUGAUGGCUCGGUGACACCUUUAGACAUUUACGACCCCAAGGAUUAUUCAGUUACUGUCUCAUCAUUGGAUGAAAUGGUGGUGUCUGUCCAGGCCAACCUGGAGUCUAAAUGGCCGGUUGUGGUUGCAGAGGGUGAAGGACAAGGGCCCCUGAUUAAGUUAGAAAUGAUGAUCAGUGAACCGUGCCAGAAGACCAAGAGGAAGAGUAUUCUUGCUGUGGGUAAAGGAAAUGUCAAGGUCAAAUUUGAACCAAGUAUUGACGAGCACCAUGGAGGUACCAAUGACAUCGAGGGCAUAAACCGAGAGUAUAAAGACCACCUCAGUAAUUCCAUAGAACGUGAAGGAAACCAGGAAAGGGCAGUUCAGGAAUGGCCCCACCAUGGUGCAGCUGUUGGCCAAGAGCAAAGUACCAACAAAAGCACAACCCCACAGUCUCCCAUGGAAGGGAAGAACAAGAAGCUACUCAAGAGCGGUGGUCCAGACACCUUCACCAGCUUCCCCACCCAAGGGAAGUUACCGGAGUCCAAUAAUCCCAGUGACCUUACAGUAACCUCAAGGGGGUUAACAGACCUGGAGAUCGGCAUGUAUGCCCUGCUGUGUGUCUUCUGCCUGGCCAUCCUGGUCUUCUUAAUCAACUGUGUGGCAUUUGCGUGGAAAUACCGACACAAAAGGUUUGCUGUGAGCGAGCAAGGCAACAUCCCCCACUCCCACGACUGGGUCUGGCUGGGGAACGAAGUGGAGCUCUUGGAGAACCCCGUUGACAUCACGCUCCCGUCAGAGGAGUGCACAACCAUGAUAGACAGGGGGCUGCAGUUCGAGGAGAGGAACUUCCUUCUGAACGGCAGUUCCCAGAAGACUUUCCAUAGUCAGCUGCUCAGACCUUCUGACUAUGUCUAUGAGAAGGAAAUUAAAAAUGAACCUAUGAAUUCUUCGGGCCCAAAGAGGAAGAGAGUCAAGUUUACUUCCUACACCACCAUCCUCCCGGAGGAUGGCGGCCCGUACACCAACUCCAUCCUGUACGACAGCGAUGAUAACAUCAAGUGGGUCUGCCAAGAUAUGGGGCUGGGCGACUCCCAGGACUUUAGGGACUAUAUGGAAAGACUGCAAGACCAGAUGUAAACUCCUUUCUUAUGUUUGUAUUCACCUUUAUGCCUUCUGUUUUUUGAAUGGUGGAGCAGUGAGGUUGAUCAGCAAUAGGGGAUGAUUUAACAAAGUUCAAUGUGUGGAGGUCUGGUGGGAUCCCUUUCUAAGCGGGCACCAGAGGUGCAGCUGGGCAUUAAGCCAGGAAACGCCUCCAAAACAGCCACACGUAGGGACUGGAAAACUUCUAAGACAACAGUUCUACUGACUGCCUGGUUCUAGCUCAGUGCAAAUAUAACAAACCCGACCCCACAGACAUUGUUAGUCACCUUGCGACAAAUGGCCAUGUGGAAUUAGAAAAGAUUUGGAUGUUAAUUUUUCUAUUCCUAGACCUUUUAAAGCACAGCGGACACUUAUUGCCCUUGGCCUGAGUUUAGACAUACACGAAAGAUGACUGAAUGUAGCUAUCCUUAUUUGUUACGAGCGCUGCUCAUUAUUUUUAUAUACAUUUGCUCCUGCACCCGUUCCUUUGACCUCUGGAAUUCUUUUUGAAACACAGAGAGAAGACGUUUCC